AUAUACCAAGUUAUCGCACAGGCUCCCGGUUAGGGUCGAACAAAAGAAGUUUGUUUGCACUCAGUGAAACUCCAUUAUCCUAGAGAAACUGGAGAUGAGUGAAAGGGCCUGUGAAGCCGAACCUUAACACAUCACAGUCAAUGCCUGUAAAUAAUAAUACACUGUAUGUAUAUCUAUAAUGUAAUAACUCAUAUGUUCUGUCUAUUAUUAAACAUCUUUAAAAAUAGCAUUCAUGUAGGAUUGCUUAAGUAUUAGAUUAGUAAUCAGUGGUAAUCACUUUUCUGACGUCAGGUCCAAGUUACUGAGCUUCCUAACACGUCAUUAGAAGCAGUUGAUAAUAUAACGUCACUUUUUUGUGUCGAGCUUAAAUUUGAUUGGCUAGCCAGAGACAAAGCGUCACUUUAGCGCAGCCAAUUAAAAUUCUUAGGUGUUUAAGUGCACGUCAUGACUGUUAUCUGAAUGAGCGACCUGAUUAAACACUAUAAAGAUUCUUCUGUUCGUUAGUGUGUGAGGGAAAAAACACACAGCGCAGUUUUUUUUGUACGCAACACCGCACGAGGGCGCUGUUUGUCUCCUCCGCGGGUGAACGUGCGCACUGAGCGAAAAAAAAAUGACGUAGCUAACAGAGUGUGCGCGCGCGACACAGGGGAGCUCCUCUACGAAGUUUUCGGAUAUGUACUCGAGGGCGUUUUCGUCGAUUCGCUGACUAUUACGGCAACCAUAACGCGUUUGUGUGGGUAAUUAGAAAGUUUAUUGUGCUACAUUUGUAAAGUAGUGCUUAAAAACCUCGACGUAAAAAUGAACAUUCGUGAAUUCGUUCACAGGGAAGGGAAAAAAAGACUCGUUCGCUAGCAGCCCGCUAGCUAGCUAAUCUACGGAUAAAGCAAUUUCAGGUACUGCUGAAAGAGUAGCUAGCACAGCUAACCUGUCCGAUAGCAGUAGCCGGCUUGUUGAACACCAUUAAGACACUGUCAUAUGUUAAUAUUCAUAUCAAUAUUAUUAUUAGCCGCUCGCUUCGUGUGUAGGUCUGAAAUAUUAUCUGGAGUGAAUGUAGAGACGCCUGAGUACGAUGGCGUUUGUGCGGGUCUCGGUGUUUUUCUGCCGCAGCCUGCAGCACCGCUAGCUAACACACACACACUAACACUAACACACACCAACACACAUUCACAACAAAGAAACAGGAAGCACCGUGGAGGCGGUGUGUGUGAGAGAGAGGGAGAGAGAGUGUCUUGCUGAUUACAGGACGAACGCAGAUCAUUUAAAGCAAAACGAUCCCGUAAAAGUCUCCUCGCAUUGGAUGAGUCCUUCCUGAGUGAUCCUCAUCUGUCUUCCUCCAGACUGAGCUCUGCUCUCUCAUAAACAAAUAAUGGGCACACCUUUCCUACAUGGCAUUCAUGAACCGCUUUUUUCUUUCUUUUUCUUUUCUUUUUAUUAUUUUUUUUCUGCUAAUAAUACAUUAAAAGUCGACCUGAUACAGUUUUCAUCACAUCUCUGAGUCCAGUUUACUGUCAGGUUUUAGAUGCAGCCCUCACAUUAUAUCUGUGAUUGGCUGUUUGGUGAAUAAGAGGCUUGAUGUCCAGAGGCUGAGAGGAGACAACAAGGAUGUCUGGAGAUCCGUUUUCAUCUACUGGAUCAGCAGUUGUAUCAGCACACUUCAAGAAAAGGAAGUUGCGCUUCACAUUUUCUGAGGUUCAGCUUCUGCUGACUGAGGUGAAGAGAAAUCGCCACAUACUGGUUGGUAAAUUCAACCAGGGUGUCUCAAGUGAUGUUAAGAAGCGAACAUGGGCCGCUCUCGCAGCUCGCAUCAACGAGAUCAGUGAGUGUCACAGAGAGGUCAUCGAGAUUGUGAAGAAGUGGUCUGAUCUCAAGUGUGACACCAAGCGCAAGGUGGCAGCCAUGAGAGCUUCCGGCUUCUCUGCUGCCCGCAUAACUGACGACCUUUCUCCUAUCGAGAGAAUGGUGCACCAGAUCCUCCAGCCUGGACCUGGGGAGAAGUUCCCACUGUCAGACAGCAUUGCAGAUGAGGAUGAGGACAGCCAAGGUGCCUCUGGGAUGCCACUGCACAUCCCUGGUACGGCAAAUGGCAGGCUGCCCAUCAAGCCACGGGGCAUGCCACACCACUCUGGGAUGAGCAGCAAAGGAGACACAGAUCUGCCGCUGGAUAUGCCGUAUAAUUAUGAUUCUGCAGUGCCUCUUACUGACCUUGAGUAUGAACCAUCAGGCACAGAAGACCAGGGCCUACGAGUCAGUGAAACAGAAUACCCGUCUGAUCAAAACAAAAUUCUCCCUGAGCCACCCACUGCUGACAGAGACCAGAUCAAAAUUGAAACCCAGCCUAAGACAUCAAGCAAUAGUACAGCUCAUGCAGGAAGCUCUUCCCGUGCAGCUGUUUGUCGUCUAGCAUCACAAGGCCCAGGCAGUCUGCAGGAGCACCUCGCCAAGAGCGCCUCCCUCAGCCUCCAGGAGCAACAGGCCACCACUGUGCUGAUAGGGACGCUGUCACGUUCACUAGAGUCAGUGGCCGAGUCAGUGCAGCGGCUGGUGCAGACACAGCAGGAGUUUGCACGGGACACACUGCGUCUGCAGAGAGAUACACUGCACGUGCUGCGUGACUUUUCCUCCAGUGCAUUGGCACUGAUGCAGGACAAAUCCAACGGCCACCCAUAGCACCUGCAUCUCACCUAAAUAUAGUCUACACUAGUGAUGGGCAUUUCGAGUAAAUUUGUUGUCGAGUACUCAAGCCUAAGAAAAGCCGAAUCAAUUACUUGAUCUUUAACACAAAUAGUCUCACUUUGUGUGAAGGUAUUUUGCAUCACUUAACAGCACUCAUUUUAUAACAAUCGUUUUUUUAGGCUCAGUGGCAAAUACUACAGCCAACUGAGUAAAUUCAAAUGCACUUGGACCACAGUGCUCUACUAUGCUAGUAAAAUUAUAUUAGGUUAUAAUUUUGUACUGCCACAUUUGCACUAGCACCAUGCUUUGCUUUAUAUUGCAAAAAUAAACUUGCAGUAUUCUUUCUCUUUAGUAAUGACUGUCACAAUAUUUCAGAUUUGGUUUUAUUUAUUUACCCUCAAUAAUGUUUUUUGUCGCCGACAUUAACUAAAAUUUUGCAUUUCUUACAUGGCCUGAGAUUUACGUAAAACUGGCCAUCUUCACCUUGUCUUAAGAGAUACUUAAUCCACCAUGAAUGUUGGGUAAAUGGGUAAAUAAUUGAACCAAAUUUGGCACACCUAGUAAUCAAUAAAGCUUUAUUAAAUAAUUAAUAAAUAACUUAAAACGUAAAAUAAUUUUAAAAAUACAGUACGUCUAUUUAUCCAGUGUGCUCAGUUGUUGGUACUUUAAAAUAAUCCCCAUAUAAAUGUAAAUCAUAGCAUCUAAAUUUGAUUGUUUUUCCAGUCUCUACAGUGCUAGCAAAAUCUUUUACAGAGGAGAAAACACACUCUGCUGGUACUAAUGUGGUAGUCACAUAUGAAUAUUGACUUGUUAAUGAUAAGCUUUAGUAGACUUGUUGUAUUUUUAACAUCUGACAAAGUUUGGAUUUGACAUUCCUUGUUUUCAGAACUAUUAAAGCAUUGCCAGGCUUGGCUUUGUCACCAGUGCAGCAGCCCGACAAACGCGUUGUCACUUGUUUGCCUCGUAAUAAUGAAAAUGGGAGUACAUUUAUUGGCCUGCUGCACUGGUGACAAAGCCACGGCAGUGCGUUAAUCCUUCAUUUUUACCUUUAAUUUUGUGUUAAGCAGAAGAAAAUCAUUUCAAUUUUUUUUUUUUAAACGAAUUAGUGAAUAAGUUAGGUUGUUACACAGUGAGUACUCGAUUAAUGCCCAUCACUAGUCAACACACUUCAGCUUUAAGCUAGAGGAUGUUCUCUGGAGAACAGGGAGGGACUGUUGAACUAAUGAACAGUACAGUUAUAUGCCUCAGGAGUAUAUAAUAAUAGUCCACUACAGCGUUCAGCUACCUCCCUCCCAGUGUUCAUUGCGAUCACAGGACUCAUACAUGCACUAAUACUGUUUACUGUGUGCAGGAGCCUUUUCAGAUAAGCUCUCCCACAUCUCCAAAAAGUAGUGAUGGAGUAACGUGAAGAAGCUGGUAUGGAACAGCUGGAAAGUAGCAUUAGUACAGCAGACUGUUUCUCAGAUCAGUGCUAUCUCUUUGUUUAAAAUCAUUGACUGUUUGGACCAGUGAUAAGACACGCCUACUUUAAAUCGACAAAGCUUUAUUUAAUGAUGCAAUGUAAAUAAACUAAUUUAAAAAUUCUGUAAUAGUUUUAAAUUAUAAGUGAAUUUAAAACAAGUCUAUUUAUCUGAGAUGCUCAGUUUGUGGUAUUUUAAACACCAUAUUGAUCAGUGUCUUAAUUUGAUUUUCCCUUUACUUCUCUAUAUGUGACUGAUCAGCUUUUCAGUGUUUCUUUUCUCACCCAAAUGUUAAAAUUCAGAUCUGAUCUGAAUUAUUAGACAUUGUGUGGAGCACAUUUAUAGUAAAUUUGCAGGUUUUAUAACCUUUACCUAUGACCUUUAACUACCUUUAAUUAUUAAGUGAUUCCUUUUUUUUUUAUUUUAAAUUUUCCUCUUUGUAGUUACAGGUGCCAUAUGAUAUUUAAUUCUGAAAGUGCUCAAUAAGGAUACCUUUGAUAACAGCUUCCACUGAUUCCUUGUUGGCUGCUCUUCCAGUAGUAUGAACACUGUUAAAUGUUUUAUGUAAAAACUACUGUAAAGAUUGGAAUAAACCAGAAUAAUAAUUUUGUCUCGA
Pangasianodon hypophthalmus (striped catfish) is the source of this 4749-nucleotide messenger RNA. RefSeq lists its product as uncharacterized. Gene Ontology annotation, cellular component: nucleus. The record is from RefSeq and is a predicted model, not a curated record. Bases 1603 to 2667 code for a protein of 354 amino acids. The transcript has 5 exons. NCBI's taxonomy places the organism in Eukaryota, Metazoa, Chordata, Actinopteri, Siluriformes, Pangasiidae.